AUGGUGCCCAAUCUCGCCCCUCCGUUCCCAUUCUCCCGCCUCUUUCCCUGUCCCGAAUCCGGUCCCCAAUGUUCCCCCUCCCCUUCCCGCCUGUGGCGCGCGGCACCAGUUCGUGGUGAAGAAGGCAAGCGAGCUCGGCGCGGCGGAGCUGUGGAUGAACGAGCGCCUUACUUGCACAUGCCUUCAAACCCAUGCUCCCUCCUGUCUCCCUUCAUCCUCCCCACCUUCCCCCCACCUCCUCCCCCCCUUUCUCCCCACCUCCUUCCCCCCCUUCCCCCCACCUCCCCCCCCCCUUCCCCCCACCUCCCCCCCCCCCCUUCCCCCCACCUCCCCCCCCCUUCCCCCCACGCCCCCCCCCUUCCCCCCACCUCCUCCCCCCCUUUUCCCCCACACCAGUUCGUGGUGAAGAAGGCGAGCGAGUUCGGCGCGGCGGAGCUGUGGAUGAACGAGCGCGUCAGGCGCGCAUGCCCGCAGGCGUGCGCCGUCUUCGUUGACGGCUUUGUGGAGAAGACCAAGACGCGCGACAACUUCUGGAUCGUGUGGCGCUUUGAGGGCAACGCCACCUUCGCUGACGUGUUGCAGGAUGACAACUUCCCCUACAAUGUAGAGAAGGCAGUGCUGGGGUACGUGCCUCGUGAGCCCAAGGGGCCUGAGCGGGAGAUGCGGGUGAUCCGCACCAUCCUAAAGCGCAUCCUGAAGAGUGUGGACAAGCUGCACUCCGUGGGCAUCGUGCACCGUGACAUCAAGCCACAGAACAUGAUCUUCAACUCCGACACGGGCGAGCUGAAGAUCAUCGACUUGGGCGCUGCUGCUGACCUGCGAGUGGGGAUCAACUACAACCCCAACGAGUUCCUGCUGGACCCGCGCUACGCAGCACCAGAGCAAUACAUUAUGAGCACUCAGACGCCCAACGCGCCUCCCCCCACCAUCGCUGCUCUGCUCUCGCCAGUGCUGUGGCAGAUGAACCUCCCUGACCGCUUCGACAUGUACAGUGUGGGAAUCAUCUUCCUUCAAAUGGUCUUCCCCAACCUCCGCACGGACAGCCCACUCAUCCAGUUCAACCGCCAGCUGAAGCGCUGCGAGUACGAUCUCGCCAAGUGGCGCGAGGUGCAGGAAGGCCGCGCCCUCAGCGACGCGCAGCUCAAAGCCUUCGCCAUGCUCGACGCAGACGGCGGCCACGGCUGGUCCCUCCUGCAAGCCCUCGUCAACGUGAAGCCCGGGCGGCGGAUUUCGGCAGCGGGAGCGAUCGCGCACCCGUUUUUCUACCCUGGGGGUGUUCCGCUGCUGCAGCAGCUGCGGCUGGGGUUUGUGCGGUUCCUGUACCGGGACAACACAGAGUUGUCAGAGGCGUUUGGCACGUUCAUGUCCAAGGGGGGUACGGAUGAGGCGGGCGGGUUCACGGAAGCGUCCCUGAUGGAGUUCAAGAAGCGGGAGAAGAAGAUGAAGAAGUCAUCUCUGGACCGCAACGCCCUGGCCUCCAUGAUCAAGGCGUCACGGAAGGUGUCUAAAAACGUUGCAUCCUCCGUGUCCACCACGUUCGGCAGCUCUAAGGAGGAUGGCGCCAAAAAGGAAGCCUGGUGGAACCGGUGGCAAUCAGAAUAG
Closterium sp. Naga37s-1 is the source of this 1602-nucleotide messenger RNA. The record is from the annotation of a GenBank genome assembly. NCBI's taxonomy places the organism in Eukaryota, Viridiplantae, Streptophyta, Zygnematophyceae, Desmidiales, Closteriaceae.